AAAUCACGACUAACUGUCAAAGUUCUGCUUGAUGGCAAAUGAUUUUGAUUUAUACGAUGAAUACAGAAAUAAACACUCGCUGGGCAUGGAACUUCUUGAAUCGAUCCAAGGGCUGAAGAACGAAAUUAAAGGAUUAGACAAACUCGAGUCUAAAGUAAAGCAAGAGUUGAAUUUUUUGGUUAAGACCAAAUUCUCUGAACAGUUGAAAAAGGAGCAUCUUGUUUGUUCAAAUCUCCAUCACUUAAAAGCCCUCAUAUCGAAGCUGAUCAGCGAGGAAAAAUGCGACUCUGUACUAGAAGUGUACCACUACAAAGAUGAGUAUGAUGAGAAUAAUAAAAUUUGGGUAGACAUAGUGUCACACUCAAAAACCAAAUGGACAAAAGUGAUUGCGAGGAAUCCAAAGGCUCUUUCGCAAAUUUCAAAAGGAGACGGCGAAUAUCAAAGAAAAUCCGUUAUUGAUCACGCCGUCGAAUUUUUAAACUGCGCUUCUCAAAAUUCCAUCCUUUAUAGGCCACCAUUGGUAGAAUUUCAUUUUGCAUGUGGUAUUGAAAGUGAGCUGGCAGAUGAAUUAUCCAAGCUGGGUGUGUACAUUAGUGGUAAAGUAAUCAACGGGGAUCAAGUAGAAUCUUCUUUCGAGCUAAAUGUGCCGAAGAAGGAUUUAGAAAGAAAUAUACAAAAACUGAACUUGGAUGUCACAGCGAUGAUUGCCUACGUAUCUGCUUUAACAAAUGGCAAUGUGCAUAAAAGGGUAAAGGGUAAAGUUCUAAGCAUGCAAGCUGAGAGUGAAAAAUUAAAUCCUGUAAAACCCGUCCUAGAUAAACUAUUCACUGGAAAACAAUUGUUCGCUUGUAAGACUGUGAUAACGACAUUCAAUUCGAUUUUGAGCACAAUAGGCGGAGAAGGGGAGAAAAAACGAGCCCUGGAACUCAUUAAAAGGGUUACAAUCAUUGAUGAUGUGCCCUGCGAGUCUCUUAAGCCUUGUGGUCAAUUAAAAGAGAGAUCAAUUAUAAUUUUCGGAUCUGGUCAAGCGAUUAAAGCAGUCACAGUGACAGCGAAUUCGGCAUUCGUCCGAGCUGCUAGGAAUCAGUGCAUUCACUUCGAUGUAUUUUUUCACAAUCCAAGAGCACUGACUGAGAAGAAAGAGGUGGACUAAAAUUUGUUUUUCUAUUGCCAUGAUCUUUGAGUUUCUGUUGCAAAAAAAAAAAUAAAUAAAUAAAAAUGAAAUAAAAUGUUUAA
Molecule: messenger RNA, 1236 nt
Organism: Cimex lectularius (bed bug)
Lineage: Eukaryota; Metazoa; Arthropoda; Insecta; Hemiptera; Cimicidae
Product: UPF0415 protein C7orf25 homolog
Exons: 7
Coding region: 32-1153 (373 amino acids)
Source: RefSeq, a predicted model, not a curated record